Molecule: messenger RNA, 1377 nt
Organism: Paramecium tetraurelia
Lineage: Eukaryota; Ciliophora; Oligohymenophorea; Peniculida; Parameciidae
Exons: 3
Biological process (GO): protein dephosphorylation
Molecular function (GO): protein serine/threonine phosphatase activity; cation binding
Source: RefSeq, a predicted model, not a curated record
AUGAACAAUAAAGGGACAUUCAAGAACCGAGACAUCAACACUUUUUUGACUAACUACCAAUCAUUGGAUAAAUAAACUAAAAAACCCUUUGAAUAUUUGAAUCUGGCCUACUCAAAGCAAUUUGAUUUUUCCCCUAUUAAGAAACAAUCAUACUCAUCCAAAGCCAAUGAUACCCAAACUCAAUACAAGAGUCUCUAAGAAGCUUCAUUUCUAAGACAAAGCACUUUGCCCAAUUACGAACCGACCAGAUGCUCGAGCUUGAAAAAUGGGAUCAUAAAAGCAUAUGCUGCAAAUACAAAUCAGGGAUUGGUGAGAGAUUACAACGAAGACAGAGUCUCUAUCAUAUUAAACAUCAUUAAACCUUAAAGUAGAGAAAAUGAACAAUGGCCUAAAUGCUCGUAUUUUGGAGUUUACGAUGGACAUGGUGGUUCAGCAUGUGCAGAUUUUUUGAGAGACAACCUACAUCAAUUUGUUGUAAAGGAACCAGAAUUCCCAUGGAAUCCUAUAAAUGCUAUUAAAAAAGGAUUCGAAACGGCUGAAAAAUGCUUUUUACAAAUGGCCUAAGAUUCAUUCAAUAAAGGGAUCCCUGAAAGAAGUGGAUCUUGUGCAGUUGUAGUAUUGAUUGUAGGUGAUUCAUGUUAUGUAGCAAAUGUCGGAGAUAGUAGAGCAAUAUUGAGUACAGAAAAUGGAAGAAAAGUAAUUGAUCUAUCAAAAGAUCACAAACCAGAAUUAGAGAAAGAGAGAAUUAUUAAGGGAGGAGGAUAGGUGUAUUAAACUCAUGGAGUAAAUGAAGAUGGAUAACCGGUUUUAGGACCUGUUAGAGUGAAUCCUGGAAGAUUAUCUGUUUCAAGAACUUUUGGAGAUAUAGAAGCUAAAUUUGAGAAAUUUGGUGGAAAUCCAAAGAUAGUUAUAGCUGAACCAGAAAUCAAACAUUUCAAGAUUGUGAAUUAACAUGAUUUUAUCGUUUUAGGAAGUGAUGGUAUAUUUGACACAAUGAGUUCAAAAGACGUGAUAAAUGGGGUUUGGAAGGAUAUUUAAGUGAAUUAAAAUACUAAGGAUUUACCUUAGAUGAUGUCAAAUGCAGUGGAGUCAGUGAUAAAGGAAAGUUUAAUUCGUAAGUCUACUGACAAUGUGACAUUAUUGAUUAUAGCUUUUUCAGUCACUCCAUUGAGAGAGGAGGAGAUCAGAGUUAAGACGAUAUCAUAUAUCGACAAAUUAGUUAAAAUUCCUUAGAGCAGCAAUCCAUCUAACUUAAGAUUGAGUAAGUUCAAUGAUGAGAAUAACCCAUUUUUCAUGAAUGCUCAGAAAUUAAAAUAAAAUCCAAAGUUAACUAAAUUCAAUUUUGAAGAUAAUCUUCGUUAUCGUUUGAUUGGUUGA